AUGCUCGCGAGAAUGGCGCAACAUGUACGUGGACGGCCAAGGCCAGACUCACACGAAGAUGUGCUGGAUAGUCCGAUGAAUGUUUAUAAAGUAUCGUCACCUCGUAAACUCUCCACUGCAUCCUAUGCCAGCGCAGCAUUAGCUCAACGUCAACGUCAACAAUCAUCACCCCAACGCUCCCACCAGCCGCAGUUCAGUGGUAAUCAGCCGAAAGGUGACUAUAUCAUGGUGGGUGCACCCGUUGAGCCGGCUCGUAUACCUCAACCUCACUCGGCAGAUUUACGUUACAAUUCGGAAAUGGGGAAUAGUUCCGCAUCACAAAUGAAUUUGCCAACAUCGUCACUGGAUGAGUGCAGUGCACCACAGCGCUCAGUGGCAUCUGCAAUUUUGCUUCACAAUAAUGAGGGUGUUGUAAGAGGUGGAGCACGUCGGGCCGAGAGUCCGGUGACGUGCAUUGUGGAGAGUGCUCAUCAGGAGGCGAUUCGACGAGCAUCUGAAUCUGUGAUUUAUUCGUCGUCGUCAUCGUCACCGACGCUCGACGGUCAUCGAACCGACGACGCUAGUUAUCAGCCGAGUAAAGAAGGAGAUGAGAGCGGCAGCAACAAAACGAUAUCGCAAGCAAGUGCGUCAGCCGAUGGUAUCAUCACUACCCCGAAAACAGUAUUGUCAUGCAAUGACCGUAAGAGUGUUGCACAUGAAUUGUCGUCGUCAUUAACACAUCAGCAGCAGAACACACCUUGUUUGCAAGAAGACAUGAACACUGCACAAACUCAAACAUUAAUCACUGCUCGUGGACAUAACUAUAUUGCUGGUGGUGGUGCUGAUACGAGGAGUCAUCUUAAAUCAUCAAACGCACAGCAACAAACAUCUUCGUAUUUUGCACAACAGCAACAGACGUGGACUGAUGAAACGACUGGUAAUAAUCAUUUGGUGGAUGAUAAACAGCAGAGAUCAAUGCACCACCACGAGCAACAAUCAGCAGUUGUGUUGAGUUAUCAUAAUCGAUUGUAUGAUGCGAAUGGUCGUCUUCAGGAUGGUGUGGAAAUUUUGGACGAGGGUCGAUUGCAUCUUAAUCAAACAUCUGCUGUUAGUGGUGGUGCUGUAGCCGUGGAAAAAGGACAGCCACAGCCACAUCAUCAUCACCGUCAUCAGCAGCAACAGUCACAAGGAGAACAAGGAGGAACGGCUGAGGAAAUGGAUAGAUAUGUGGAAGAAUUUUUGAGACAACAUCAGAAAUCAAUGCAACCGAACGCCGCCGCAGCAUCAGCAUCGUUGUUGUCGUCAACAUCGGACGAUCAGCAGCAUUAUGCAGAUGAAAUGAAUGUGAAGCAGAUCAUAUGCGAUAGCAACAGUGAGAUGAUAACAUGGAUGGAUGAGGGUGAUAAUGGUGGUCAAGAUGUGAACAAGAAGCAAACAAUUCAGGCAGUUACAAAUACAGCAGCAUCAGCAGCAAUCAACAACUCAUCAAACUGCGCGCGAUCAGCAGCACCCACCACAUCGACACCGAUGCACGUGCGUCCACAGCAAAAACAGUCAUCCAUCGUACAAGAACCAUCUUCGUACGAUUAUGGAGUGCCAUCAUUUGAGGCAGUGCCCUCAUCGAAUACACGACGGAGUCUUCCGUCUCGUGGCAGAGGAGGCGCUAGAACUUCGAGAAUUCGUUCAUCGCAGAGUGCCAAUUAUGCUGGAGGAGGUGGUAGUGGUCUGCCAAUAGCAACAGCAGGAGCAGCAGCACAUCAGCAACAACAAGUGAAGACCAUGCACCCAUCUCAGUCCCCUAUAAGAUCAGCCAAACCACAUUCACAGUCACCGUAUCGCGCCAGUGGCCCACGUCUAUCGUCUACUCCAAGUGGUGCGGCCACAGCGGCAGCACAUCGUCAAAUCCCGACGUCACCAGGCCAUGUGGCCGGUGUGUUCUCAUCGUCUGCACAACACACACCAGCAGCUGUGUUGUCACCACCCCGAAUACGAUUGCACAGUCGAAAUACAACUGGUGUCAUUCAACAGCAAUUGUCAAACGAUGAGUUCAUUAAGCAACAACAGCAAAUCUCAUCUCAGCACCUUAUCCCAACCCAACCUCCACCGAUUUCAAUGCCUCAUUCGGAUAUGCUGGUAAAUGAUGCUAAAACAAGCAAUCAAAAUGAAACAAAUAGCAAUAGCAACAUAUUGCUCACACAACCACAACAGUAUCAAUCAUCAUCAGAUCAGAGUCAACUCAGUUCACCUGAGCAACAACAACAGCAUCAUCAUCAGCAGCAGCACGUUAAUGCAAUGCCUCCUCAAAAUAUUGUCGCGGAGCAACAAGAUCACGCAAUGAUGUCAGCUGCUACAACACCAAAUAUUCAUUAUUUGGCGGCGUUAGCUCAGCAAUCUGCUGCAGCAGCAGCGUCACAAAUGCAAUUGCAAGGUGGUGUUCCAAUGGACACCCUGAAUUAUGCUCAACAACAACAACAACAAGCGCACAAUACGAACGCACCGAACAACACAAGGAUGAUCGAGAUACCACCAGCCCACUUGAGUCAUCUACAAGCAGCAGCGUACAUCAACGAAGAGUUAUCAAGUGGCGAUGAAUUGCUGCUAGCGCAAACUGCUGAGCAUCUGCAACGGGGUCAAUUCAAUGCACCAACUCGCCAACCACUACUCAUGGGUAGAUCGUCAACUAGUGCUGCUGAGGAAGAGAAUAGUUUCACGGAGGAUUUGACGGAAGAAAAAGGUACCGAAGAAGAAUGCGGUGGCGAUAGGCGAAGGGUUGAGAACAACGCGUAUUCGUCGUCACAAAGCGAUGCCGAUGACAGCACGAAUGGGGAGGAAGAUUCGUGGGGUGAAGACUACACGACCAGAUGCCUGUGCGGUUUGGAUCAUAACGAUGAGUUUAUGAUUCAGUGCGAUGUUUGCAAGGUAUGGCAACACUGUAAAUGUAUGGGAAUGGAUCGAAAGCACAUUCCAAAAGUGUACAAAUGUGAAGUGUGCAAUCCGAGGCCGUUGAAAAUGACCAGGACUGAGGCACGUGACAUGCAGUUGAAAGCGCUGGCGAAACUUCGCAAAGAAAAGGAACGACGAAAGACGCGCACUGCGAAACAUAAAGAUGAACGAAGUGGUAGCAAGAAGAGACAGAUGACGACAAAAACGGUUAGUGAACCUGAGGAAUGA
Messenger RNA from Anisakis simplex (herring worm), 3150 nucleotides. NCBI's taxonomy places the organism in Eukaryota, Metazoa, Nematoda, Chromadorea, Rhabditida, Anisakidae. The record is from the annotation of a GenBank genome assembly.